This is a messenger RNA of Otolemur garnettii (small-eared galago), 4168 nucleotides long. It is a transcript of the gene DHTKD1, whose product is annotated as dehydrogenase E1 and transketolase domain containing 1. Gene Ontology annotation, biological process: tricarboxylic acid cycle. The transcript has 17 exons. Gene Ontology annotation, molecular function: oxoglutarate dehydrogenase (succinyl-transferring) activity; thiamine pyrophosphate binding. The coding region runs from base 51 to 2813 and encodes 920 amino acids. Lineage: Eukaryota; Metazoa; Chordata; Mammalia; Primates; Galagidae. The record is from RefSeq and is a predicted model, not a curated record.
CGGCUACGGCCAGACUGAGGUUUUCUCCAGGCCCGCGGGCCAGAGUAGACAUGGCUUCGGCCUCGGUGGCAGCAGCACGACGCGGUCUCGGCCGUGCUCCCCGUCUCCUCCUCCGGCGCGGCUACCAGACCGAGCGCGGCGUCUACGGCUACCGGCCAAGGAAGCCCGAGGGCCAAGAGCCCGGGGUGGGCCUGGCGCGCUCCCCAGUGGAUCAUGGCCUUGCCAGAUUGGUGACAGUAUACUGUGAGCAUGGUCAUAAAGCUGCCAAAAUCAACCCUCUGUUUGCUGGACAAGCCCUGCUGGAGAGUGUACCUGAAAUCCAAGCCUUGGUGCAGACGCUGCAGGGCCCUUUCAACACCACAGGAUUAUUGAACAUGGGGAAGGAAGAGGCCUCUCUGGAGGAAGUACUGGCCUAUCUCAAUGAAAUCUACUGCGGGCAGAUCUCUAUUGAAACCGCCCAACUUGAGAGCCAGGAGGAGAAAGACUGGUUUGCCAAGAGGUUUGAAGAACUGAAAAAGGAGACAUUUACUACAGAGGAACGGAAAUAUUUGUCCAAGCUAAUGCUAGAAUCUCAGGAAUUUGACCACUUUUUGGCCACCAAGUUCGCCACAGUGAAGCGAUACGGAGGCGAAGGGGCUGAAAGCAUGAUGGGCUUUUUCCACGAGCUGCUGAAGAUGUCAGCCUAUGCUGGGAUCACCGAUGUCAUCAUAGGGAUGCCCCACAGAGGGAGGCUGAAUCUGCUGACCGGCCUCCUGCGGUUCCCUCCAGAGCUCAUGUUCCGUAAAAUGCGAGGCUUAAGUGAAUUUCCAGAGAAUCUCUCAGUGACCGGAGAUGUCCUGUCUCACCUGACCUCCUCUGUGGACCUGGACUUCGGCGCACACCAUCCCGUCCACGUGACAAUGCUGCCUAACCCUUCGCAUCUGGAAGCUGUCAACCCAGUGGCCGUGGGGAAAACUCGUGGCAGGCAGCAGUCUCGACAAGACGGGGACUACUCUCCAGACAGCUCAGCUCGGCCCGGGGACAAAGUCAUUUGCUUACAGGUUCAUGGUGAUGCUUCUUUCUGCGGACAAGGGAUUGUUCCAGAAACGUUCACACUGUCUAACCUACCACAUUUUAGAAUUGGUGGGAGUGUCCAUCUCAUUGUCAACAAUCAGCUGGGUUACACCACCCCAGCAGAGAGAGGGAGAUCUUCUUUAUACUGCAGUGACAUUGGGAAGCUCGUGGGCAGUGCCAUCAUCCACGUCAACGGAGACAGCCCAGAGGAAGUGGUCCGUGCCACACGGCUGGCUUUUGAAUACCAGCGCCGGUUCCGGAAGGAUGUCAUUGUUGACUUGUUCUGCUACAGGCAGUGGGGCCACAAUGAGCUGGACGAGCCUUUCUUCACCAACCCAGUCAUGUACAAAAUCAUCAGAGCCCGAAAGAGCAUCCCUGACACAUAUGCAGAGCACCUUAUUGCCAGUGGACUCAUGGCCCAGGAGGAGGUGUCUGAAAUAAAAUCUUCCUACUAUGCCAAGUUAAAUAACCACUUAACUGACACGGCCCACUAUAGCCCCCCCGCCACUAACCUGCAAGCCCACUGGCAGGGCCUAGUUCAGCCAGAAGCAAGAAUCACCACCUGGAACACAGGUGUGCCCCUUGACCUCCUGCGGUUUGUCGGUGGGAAGUCUGUGGAGGUUCCAGAGGAGCUCCAGGUCCACAGUCACCUCCUAAAGAUGUAUGUUCAGUCUAGAAUGGAGAAAGUGAUGGAAGGCACAAAGCUGGACUGGGCCACAGCGGAAGCUCUUGCCUUCGGCUCCCUACUUGCUGAAGGUUUUAAUGUCCGUCUGAGUGGCCAAGAUGUUGGCCGUGGAACUUUUAGCCAGAGGCAUGCAAUGGUGGUUUGCCAGGAGACCGAUGAUACCUAUCUCCCUCUGAACCACAUGGACCCUCAUCAGAAGGGGUUUCUAGAGGUGAGCAACAGCCCGCUGUCAGAAGAGGCCGUCCUAGGAUUUGAGUAUGGAAUGAGCAUUGAAAGCCCAAAGCUACUGCCCGUCUGGGAGGCUCAGUUUGGUGAUUUCUUCAAUGGUGCCCAGAUCAUCUUUGACACGUUCAUCUCUGGAGGAGAGGCCAAGUGGCUGCUACAGAGCGGCAUCGUCAUUCUCCUUCCACACGGCUACGAUGGGGCUGGGCCAGACCACUCGUCUUGCCGCAUAGAGCGUUUCCUGCAGAUGUGUGACAGCAGAGAAGAGGGGGUGGAUGGAGACACCGUGAACAUGUUUGUGGUUUACCCCACAACCCCCGCACAGUAUUUCCACUUGCUUAGAAGACAGAUGGUCCGGAACUUCAGAAAACCCCUCAUCGUUGCUUCUCCUAAGAUGUUACUCAGGCUCCCUGCAGCUGUGUCGGCUCUUCAAGAAAUGGCACCAGGAACAACAUUCAAAGCGGUCAUUGGUGAUUCAUCUGUGGAUCCAAAAAAGGUUAAGACACUUGUGUUCUGCUCUGGCAAACAUUUCUACGCCCUGGUAAAGCAGAGAGAAUCCCUGGGGGCCAAGAAGGAUGCCUUUGCCAUCAUCCGCAUAGAGGAGCUUUGCCCCUUCCCCCUGGACUCUUUGCAACAAGAGAUGAGCAAAUACCAGCAUGUGAAAGAUCUGAUCUGGAGUCAGGAGGAACCUCAGAACAUGGGUCCAUGGUCUUUUGUUUCUCCAAGGUUUGAAAAGCAAUUGGCCUGCAAGCUCCGUCUUGUGAGCCGUCCCCCUUUGCCAGUGCCUGCCGUGGGGAUUGGCACGGUUCACCUGCAGCAGCAUGAGGACGUCCUCACCAGGACCUUCACUUGAUGACGACUUUUGGAGAACCACUACUUCCUGCUAAGAAAACUGUCACAAAAAGCAAGGCCUGCUUUUUAUGAAAUGAUCGUAUUCCUCAAAGAUGUUGGGAUGGAUGUGAACAAUUUAAUCUGGAAUAGUUGAAACAAUCAGGGGAAUAGGUUAUAAAUACAAGAAUAUAACCAGGAAAUGUAUCCUUGAGAUUUCUGUAGUGCUAUGGUCUGGUUAGAUCUGAAUGAGUUGGAGAACGAGGUCAUUCUGGAGAUGAUUUCAGACUCUAAUCAUCUAUGACCAGGAAAAGUUCUUGAGCCUGAAUUUACAGCUACAUAUAGAUGACCGCAGUGCUGAGUCUCGACUGGUUUGAUGCAUAUCACUUUCAUUAAUUUUUCCUUUUCAGAGUCCUGUGAUCACGAAUAUUUUAUUUUAUGUAAACUCCUCUGCUGUUUUCUCACCACUGUACAAAAUGUUUCACCAAACACUAGCACAACUAGAUUAUGAUUAUUCCUAAUUUGUGUUCUUAAGGUAGUAAGUAGUUUUACCCAUUAUCCAGAAAUCUAGAUGCUAUUAGAUAUAAGUCUUCUGGGUGUGUGAUUUUCUAGCGGUGUACUUAGCUAGAAAUGAAAUUGAUUUGUGAUCUAUUUUGCCAUAAUUUCUCUCUCUCUCUCUUCAAAUUGUUGUUGUGGUUAUAUGUUAACUGUAUUUGGCCAAUUUGGGUGUCUGAUGUGGGAUUUCAGCCUCUGGCUAACCAGUCUUGUCUCUACGUGUCCCUGCUACACCAUGCUGUUUAUUUAUGAUAUUUGAAGAGCACUUUAACAGGGGAUCUUUCACAAUGCCAGGUGCUUGGGGAUUUCUUAGAGCUCCCAAGCAACAACCAGCUCCUCAGUCUGAAGUUACACCUAGCACUGGAAGCAUCUCUAAACAGCAAACUACGUGGCCCUACUUUACUCAGUGUUAUGGAGCAGAGCCCCUGCCAUCUACUGUUCUGGGGUCAUUACAUCACUUUUCUCAGAAGUGACAGGGGAGUGAACUGGAACAAGUCCACACCUUCCACACAACUACCAGCAACUGGUCAAGUCUUUCAGAAUCCCCAUUUGUAUUAGUCGUGCUGGCCACAGCGAUAGAUUUAUGAGUCAAAUCUUAGACGUGUAUUUUUUUAGUGUGUUGAUUUAAUGUUUCUACAGCAUUGAUGGCCUUCCUCUUCCUACAUACCUCAGUGCGUCCUUCCUGUGACGAACCUUAUAAAAUAAAUUGUGUAAUUUAGCACCACUCAAGUAAAUCAGGUGAAUUACAAAGGUCUAUUUAAUGAGACAAGUUAUCCAUGUUGCAUAUUUAAUUAGAAAAAAAUAAAAGCACAAUGUCAUUUUUUC